CAGUAAUAAAAACGGUGUAGGAUUAAAAAUACACUCGACCGCAUUUCCUGAAAACCCCUCCUUCAUUAAACACGCCAUUCGAAUUCCAAACGCCAACUCACCUCACCGCGAUCGCCGGGAGAUUACACAGCCAUGUCAUCCUUCGGCAGCUCCGGUCAGCCGUUCGAAGACGACGGAGUCUUCCUCGGCUACGAUCCCCGACUCCAGUCACAGCGCUUUGACUCGUUCUCCAACUUCGACGCCGACUCGGUCAAGGACUCGGCCGGUGACGAUGCGUUCUCGUCUCAGGCGGUGCCGGAGACUCCUUCCCCGCCGCCGAUCUACUCUGCAGGUGCGGGAUUCGCCCCGUACUCACCAGAGCAGAACGGGGAGGGCGCUGGUGGAGGCUUCGUUGCUUCCGAUGGCCCGAUCUUGCCACCGCCGGCGGAUUUCGCGCCGGAAGAGGGGUUUGCCUUGAGGGAGUGGCGAAGGGAGAACGCGAUUCGAUUGGAGGAGAAGGAGAAGAAGGAGAAUGAGACGCGGUUGCAGAUCUUAGAGGAAGCUGAUGAGUACAAAAUUGGGUUUUACAGGAAGCGUGAGGUUAAUGUUGAGAACACCAAAGCUUCUAACAGGGAAAGAGAGAAGCUAUUUUUGGCAAGCGGGGAGAAGUUCCAUGCCGAAGCUGACAAAAACUACUGGAAGGCAAUUGGUGAACUGAUACCUCAUGAAGUGCCUGCUAUACAGAAAAGAGGGAAAAAGGACAAAGAGAAAAAGCCUUCCAUCAUUGUAAUACAGGGGCCAAAGCCAGGGAAACCUACUGACCUUUCAAGAAUGCGCCAGAUAUUACUGAAGCUCAAGCAUAACCCCCCUCCACAUAUGAAGCCCAAGCCUCCUCCAUCUUCAGAAACCAAAAAGGAUGCUAAAACUGGACCUCCUGAUGUAGCUGGUUCAAGUACUACACCUCCCAAGGCUGUGGCUGUGGCUACUUCAGAGGCGGUUGCUGUGGCUUGAACUUGGUGCUGCCUAUUUGUUGAAUUCUACAUGUGAAAAUUAGGUUCUCAAGUUUGUGAUGGCUUUAAGUUUGUAAGCAUCUUAUUGUAGUUCUAAGUAGCAGUACUUUAUAUAGAAAAGGCCUGUAUUGGUUUUGGUUGCUUAGUGCAUUGGUAUAUUCUCCUCCUCAAAACUUAAUUUUGGCUACUAUGUCCUGUUUGUGGCCUAUCUAGAUUUCUACUGUACAUAUUUUUAUUAAUAGCCUUGUCCAAAGUUCUAUUUUGGAAUCAUAUUUUCAAACUAAUAGUGGUUUUAAUAGACGAAUA
Molecule: messenger RNA, 1295 nt
Organism: Lotus japonicus
Lineage: Eukaryota; Viridiplantae; Streptophyta; Magnoliopsida; Fabales; Fabaceae
Product: clathrin light chain 3-like
Exons: 3
Coding region: 133-990 (285 amino acids)
Biological process (GO): intracellular protein transport; clathrin coat assembly; clathrin-dependent endocytosis
Cellular component (GO): clathrin coat of coated pit; plasma membrane; clathrin coat of trans-Golgi network vesicle
Molecular function (GO): structural molecule activity; clathrin heavy chain binding
Source: RefSeq, a predicted model, not a curated record